AACGUUUGAAAAAAAACCAACACAGUUGCCAAUGCCCAACGUUUUUCAAAUUCAAAUUUCUGUUGAUACCAUCAAUAUGGCUUUCGGCUGCAAACACAAGAUAAAGCAAUAUCCAACCACUACACUGCCCUUUCCUUUAAAGCACAAAUAGAGUGCUCCACAACACAACAAAAAAUCAAGAAUCCUAUUUAUACCUGUUAUUCUGCUCUUUAACAAAUUCGGUUCCAAAAUGUGUAGUUUCAAGAAAACUACAAACCCACUUCGUUCUUCAAAUUCAUAUAAUUCCCUUUAUGAUAAUCCAUUGAAUGAGCCCAGACAAAACCGUAGCAGUAGCAAUGGCAGCAACAGCACUAUAGGAGAAACACUUGGUGUUCAUUUGCUUCAGAACCAACUAGUUAUCUCUGAUAACAAAGAGAAUGCUGCACCAAAUAAACCUGAAAAAUCCAAUCUUUCUGAUAAAGAUUGGACUAGUAAGGUUGUGAAUAACGAUUUUUCAGUCCCGACGGGUGAGGUGAAGCCAACUUCACUUCAGUUAUGCAUACAAAAAAAUGAACCAGAUUCUAAGAUUGGGUUGAAAAUUUGGGAACAUUCGGAUACAGGGACGCCGAAUUCGGGUAAUAUUUGGGAUUAUUCUGAUUCCGAGGCUGCUCCAGCUUCUUCUUGGUCUACACUUCCUAAUAGGUCAUUGUUGUACCGGCCUUUGCCUAUGGAUAUUGGAAGAUGUACUUGUGUGAUAGUGAAGGAAGCAUCUCCAGAAAGCCGGGAUGCAGGGACUUUUUACUCACUUUAUACAAACGAGGGGCAGGGACGUCAAAAUCGGAAACUUGCCAUAGCCCAUCACAGAAGGCGUGGUGGAAAAUCUGAGUUUGUAGUUGCUCAAAAUACAAAGGGAAAAUGGGGAAAAUCUGAUGAUAGUUUGAUUGGACAUGUAACUGCUAAUCUUCUGGGAUCAAAAUACCACAUAUGGGAUCAGGGCCAUCGUAAUUCCACAACCAAACAAUCAAAAUUGCUGGGCGUUGUAACAUUCAUGCCUACCAUCGCAACUUGGACCGGGAGCUACAGAAGGAUGAAAGCAUGCAUACCAAAACACCAGUCCAUGCAGUUAAAAAGUACAGCUCAGCACAUCAAUGGACUACCCGCCGACUGGGAGGAGCAUAUGGACAAAGUGAAUCAGUUGUUUUCAAAGAUUCCUCACUACAAUAAGGUCUCAAGACAGAAUGAGUUAGAUUUUAGAGAUAGAGGAAGGGCUGGACUCAGAAUCCAGAGCUCCGUUAAGAAUUUUCAGCUUACUAUGGAGAAGAAUGGAAGGCAGACAAUACUACAACUUGGUAGAGUUGGGAAAGCUAAAUAUGUGAUGGACUACAGGUACCCAUUGACAGGUUAUCAAGCGUUUUGCAUAUGUUUGUCUUCUAUUGAUUCAAAGCUGUGCUGCACACUGUAAAUGGAAUCUCCAGAACAUUUUGUUGUUCAACCUCUGAACAACAAGUCACUGAUUUGACUAAGUGCAGUUCUGCAAUUUUUUCUGUAAGGCGUAACAUGAUUUUGGAAUAGGGAUGUUGUUGAAGGAGAUAAUAGUAUCUUUCAUUCCUGCUUGUUGAAACUUCUACGUGCACUUGGUGGAGAUUUUGUACAAGUUCUGGCUAAUGAAAUUUAACGGUUGGUAAUG
This is a messenger RNA of Lycium ferocissimum, 1666 nucleotides long. RefSeq names its product tubby-like protein 8. The transcript is spliced from 9 exons. The record is from RefSeq and is a predicted model, not a curated record. NCBI's taxonomy places the organism in Eukaryota, Viridiplantae, Streptophyta, Magnoliopsida, Solanales, Solanaceae. The coding region runs from base 230 to 1441 and encodes 403 amino acids.